GGAAGAUGUUAUAAAGAAGUGCAGCAGUGAAUCAGAUUGGCUAGUCGGGAGAGCAGCCCGGGAUUUGGUAGCAAUUGGCCCGCACUGUACUUUCUGUACUACAGCUGGAUCUGUGCAGUGCUUAAUCGGAAACAGCAAUGAGAACGAUUAUUUUGAAAAGCCCCCUUUCAUAAUUUCGGUCCUUUUAUUUACUUGUGGGUUGUUGCCAGUUGUACGCCGGCGAUCGUGAGGGGCGAUAGAGAGGGAGAGUAUCCCCACGCUAGUGCGUGAUUCCACCGAUUAGUCUGUACUAACUGCCACACUGCAGUCGGCAUCCCCGGCUUCUCCGGAUUCCAUUCUCCCGUUUAGCGCAAGUUGGCUGCUUUGUGUGACUUUGUACUCUUUUGCACCUACACUUGUUUCCCGAACAGCUCAUAGUACACAGGCUCAUACAUCCCGGUCGGUGACUGAGCUCUAAGGGAGCAUAUAUCGUCGCGCCGGUAGAGCAGCGAUGAUUCGCGUAAUAUUUGGUAACUGGAUGUAUGAAGAAGUUGCAUGCCAGGACAUGGUGCAGCGGGAUGAAGAUUAAGCCGGCUGGAUAUCCUAGAUGUGGUUUCUAAAAUGGGAAUUUUUGCUAUUGUGCACCAUGUUUUGCCGAAACCGCAUGCGACAUCCAUUUUCAUUAGGCUUUCAUGAGUUAUUAGUUGCGGAUUGAUGUGCUGUGGCAGCUUAUGAGCAAAACACUAAGCAGUCGCAGCGGGUUCUGAUGUGGUCGAUCCGAUAUGACACCAUUGUGCUUUGUGUGACUGGAAUAUGUUAACAUCAGAAAUAUUUUUGAAUAUUAUUCUUCUCACACAUGCUCCACAAAUUCUCAAUCCUCCCGUUGAUACCACGGCCAUCCAUGGCAGAGCUGUCAGUUUCAUUUGUCGUGCAUCGGGUAAUCCAAAGCCGCGUAUUAUCUGGCAGAAAAAUGGUAAACGAGCCGCUUCUUCACGGAUCCUUAUCAAAGAUGUGCCGGGCGGAAGUGCCAGCGUUUUACGGAUUGAUCCUGUUAGACAAAACCGCGAUGACGCAGUGUAUACGUGCCUAGCUGAGAACGGCAUCGGCACACCGGUUACCGCCAGUGCUAAGCUAACCGUGUUGAAAGAUGAUGAGGCGCCGGCGGGCUUUCCAAAAAUCAUCCAUCAUCCACAGCUUAAGUCAGUGGAGAAAGGUGGCAAUGCUGUGAUGUUCUGUCAAGUCGAUGGGAAUCCGCCACCGGAAGUAAUAUGGUUAAAAGACAACAUUCCUCUCGAGCUGGAUAGUAGCCGCUACACCCUGCUAGAUCAAGGUUCUUUGCAAAUCCGCCAAACAGUGGAGCAGGAUGAGGGCGAUUAUGAAUGUCUGGCCAAGAAUGUCCACGGUACACUCCAGUCUAACAGCGCCAAGUUGUACGUUAAGGUGCGCCGUGUCCCUCCAUACUUUUCCAUUCCAUUUAGUCAACAGUACAGCGUCCCGUUGGGAAGUGAUCUCAAUGUGACUUGUGUGGCGGCUGGUGCGCCGGUCCCUUUCGUCAAGUGGCGUGAAGGCUUAAGGGAUGUCGCUCCGGGAGCAGGCGAGCCACAAGCUAUCGGCAAAGUUGUCUUGCAGCUGAAGAACAUCCGAAAAAGCGGCAACUUCACCUGCGUUGCCAGUGCCGAGUCGAACAUGCAGGAUCCAGGCGCCAUCGAAGCCAGCACGUGGAUUAACGUGGACGGCGUGGCUGACCGGCCCCGAGCGGAUGCCAGCAGUGCCGGUCUGCCGUUGCCGCCGCGCAAUCUGAAAAUCUCCGACGUCACCGGCAGCUCGGUUAAUUUGUCCUGGUAUCCGGGUGGGGAUAAUGAGCAGAUUAAGUACUACGUGGUACAGUAUAAGCCGCGGGAUUCAGCGCAAGGCUACUCGGAAAUCAGCGGCAUCACCACGACCAGCCACACCGUCACCAAUCUGAAGCCCUACACACUGUACGAAUUCCAAGUGGUGUGUGUCAAUGACAAGGGCCGCGGACCGCCCAGUGAUGUGGCUGAAAUGACGACCCUGGAAGCUGAGCCAGGAAGUGCUCCGCGCAAUGUGCGUGCCAGAGCGCCCAGCUCCACCAGUUUGUUUGUUGAGUGGGAUCCGCCUAUGUCACCCAAUGGACAGAUUGUGGGAUAUAAAGUGGCAUAUACGACUGAUGCCCGUUUAUCAGUUACCAGCUGGAGAUUUGAGAUGGUCGGGAAUGAACUAUCCACAACUUUAUCCAAUUUGCAGCCGCGUGCGAUGUACACUGUGCGUAUUCAAGCGUACACAUCGGGCGGUCCGGGACCUUUUUCCCGACCGAUUCAAAUUAAAACUCAGCAUGGGAUUCCCGGUCAGGUAACGGACGUGACCUUCCCGUCGGUUUCCACGGAUUCCGUGCGUGUGAAAUGGACUGCACCCGCCUCGACCGGCCACCCUAUUACGUCGUACAAGAUUUACUACAAUUCCAGCGAUGGCGCACACGGCCACGAGACCGUUGAAGCAUCCACCACCGACACUACUAUAAGGAUGUUACGCCCGAGUACGGAGUAUUUUUUCUACAUUACGGCAUCCAGUUCCGCUGGGGAGAGCCCGGCAUCCGAUGCCCUCAAAGUGAUGACCAAGCAGAGCCGACCCGUCGCUCCACCUCAGGCGCUGGCUGGUAAAUAUUUGGACAGUCGCCGCAUCGAGAUCACAUGGCUGCCGCCCGAGCAGGACACUCCGCGGGGCCGGAUUAUUUCCUAUAAAAUCUUCUACCAGCCCAGUGAUCAGGAGCAGGGUGAACCGAUGGUGGUUACUGCCGAAGGGGAAUCACGCCGGUAUAUUCUACGGGAUCUUUCGACGUGGACUGAGUAUAAAAUCUGGAUGGUGGCCAGUACAGCCGUGGGUGAUGGGCCGCCCACGGAACCCAUUAUUGUUCGCACUGAUGAGUCCGGCGUGCCAUCCAAAACCCUUCCGGAGCGGCCACGGAAAGUGGGCGUAACUGUGAAGAACGCCACCAGCAUCGAUGUGGAAUGGCUGCCGCCGAGCCAGAAAGGUCAAAACGGGAUUAUUCGCGGCUAUCUCAUCUUUAUUCAGCCGGUUGAUGAGCGCGAUGAACUGAUUGAUGACACGUAUAAGUACAACAUAAUGGAUGGAACGGCAACGCAUUACACUGUGACCAACCUUAAACCGGAUACGAAUUACAACGUCCAGGUCGGCGCAUAUACGCGUUCAGGAGAUGGAGAGCUGACUAAGCCGAAAAAAGUCAAAACACCUCCCGGAUUGCCUCUCUCUCCCAAAUUAGACGAGCCCAAAUUAUCGGAAGACCAGGGAAAAGUUCAAGUGAAACUGCACUGGAAGAAACCGGAACAAACGUACGGCGCGCUGAAGGGCUAUUAUGUGAUGUACGGGAAGAAAGGCAGCCCAAAGGAGCAGUUCACGGUCAAGGAGAUGCUCCCGGGGGAUGAAUUCAUCAGUAUCGAAGGAUUAGGUCGCGGUGUGCCUUAUGAAUUUCGAGUGGCUGCCUUCAACAAUCUGGGCGUGGGCGUGGAAGCAAUUAAGGAAGUGCAGAUGCCUGAAGGCGUCCCCACUGGACCGCCGCAGAAUAUUUCCUAUCGUUUCGAUUCCCCUUCGGCGGUGCACAUCACUUGGGAUCCGCCAGUACCGGAUAUGCAGAACGGCCUGAUCACCGGCUAUACGGUGUACUUUGACGCCAAUGGGACCAUCGCUAAAACCAAUGUUACGCAACCGUUUUUUGACUUUGAUAAACUGGAACUGCGGAAGGAAUACAUAUUUCGCAUUUCCGCAUGGACAAAGAAGGGCGAAGGGAAAAUCAGCCAGAAUAUCGUCAUAUCGACACCCGCGGAAGUACCGCCGCCUCCUGAAAAUGUACGUGCCGCCGCUAUUAACGACACUCACGCAGAAGUCCGAUGGAAUGCUAUUCCGGACACCCCCGCUAUUAAAAUUUACGGUUAUAAAGUCUCAUUCAGCUGCGUUAAGGAAGUUCGGCAUCUCUGCACGCACGCGGGAUCGGUUGAUGUAGAUCAUGCUACGUCGGUCAUCCUGCCAAAUAUGGAGACCGGCAGAAAUUAUACCGUCAUUGUGGCGGGCAAGACCACUCGUAGUGUUGGGCAAUCGUCCAAAAAAGUAGUUUUCCGAAUGGCACCGGAAGAAGUUCCUAAAGACGUACAUGUGGUCAACGUACUGAAAGAUUCCAUCACAAUUCGAUGGAAACCUCCGUUAGUCGUCAUUCCUUCCAGAUACAUGAUAUCUUGGCGUGGCCGGAAAGUAUUUUUGGACCAAGACGGCAGUACUCAGAUUCGUCAGAUGCCCAAAGGCUCCAAUGAGACUGCUAACACGGAAAUAACACUGAACAAUCUGCGACCGCACACCACCUAUUACAUUGAUUUAACUGCCAUUCCCCUGGAUGGCAGAGAGCCGCCUGCCGUGCGACUGGAAGUGAAAACAGCAAUCGAUGUGCCACCCAUGCUGUUCCCGCCUAAUUUUACCACUGUUACGAAGAAGGAAAUGAUUCGAAUCCAGCUGAAGCGGGCAACGGAAGAAUUCGGCCCGAUUAAGCAUUAUUUGGUAGUGGUUGUUCCCAGUCAGUUGGCGAUCAAGCAUCCGGAUAAUUACACUCUUGCUGAGUUAACGCGGCAUGAAUUGGCGAGUGGACAACAAACACAUCGUACUGUAAAGCCAUCCUUCCCAUAUAUUGCUGCAAAGUUUAGUCGGGAAAAUUUGCCGCACACGUUCGAUGUUGGCGAUGGGAACGUAUAUGAAACAUAUCUGAACCGGCAGAUUGUCCCGGGCCAGCAUUACAGGGUCUUUGUGCGGGCUUACGUGGACAGUCAGAACAUCUCUGAGCCACUGUACACCAGCAGCCCUUUUUCGGAGGACAUCAGUACGGAUAAACGGGCAAAGCCGGAAAUACCGGAAGCCACCCAGAAAGCUGCUCAGUUUCCAUGGUGGAUAAUAUUGGUUGCUGGAUUUAUCUUGGCUGUUAUUAUUGGUCUUAUUAUUUUAUUCUUCGUGAAAAGGAACAAGAAAACCAGAAAACCAAUUCCGGAGCCGCACGUGAAGCCGCCCCAGCCCAGUCCCACAUAUGCCCAGAAGCCGACCACCAAUGGCAAUGGAGCCAUCGGUAACGGACACGGCGGUCAUGCACUGCAAGUCAACACCAGCCCAGAAACAAAGGCUCUUCUCGGAUCAACUUACCCAGAAGAGCCGGAACCGUCCCCCAACUCGACACUGCGGUUACGUGAAGUCGGGCGGGACAAGCGGGACUCCUAUCCCAGUCCGCAACCCGGACGACAUCCGGCCAUUCCGAUCGAAGAUUUGGCCAAUUACAUCAAUAACCUCAAGGCCAAUGAUAAUCUGAAAUUUUCGCAAGAAUACGAGAGUGUGGAAACGAAUCAGCAGUUCACCUGGGAAAACUCCAAUCUGGAAUACAAUAAACCGAAAAAUCGUUACGCCAACGUCGUGGCGUAUGACCAUUCGCGGGUCAUUUUGAAGACGCUGGACGGUAUUCCGGGCAGCGAUUACAUCAACGCCAAUUUCUGUGAUGGUUACCGGCAUAAAAACAUGUACAUCGCCACUCAGGGUCCGCUUCCUGAAACCUUCGGGGAUUUUUGGCGCAUGGUCUGGGAGCAGAACUGCUUCACCAUCAUCAUGAUGACGAAACUGGAAGAACGUGCUCGCAUUAAAUGUGAUCAGUACUGGCCGUCCCGUGGUCACGAACAGUACGGCGUGAUGCUGGUGACCUUGGUGGAUGUACAGGAAAUGGCAUUCUACUGCGUCCGCACGUUCCACCUGCAGCCCAUGGGUCACAUGGACCGGCGGGAAGUGCGGCAGUAUCAGUUCACCGGGUGGCCGGACCACGGUGUCCCAGAGAGUCCAACGCAGUUUCUCAUGUUUUUACGGCGCGUAAAAACCGGCAAUCCACCGGAAGCCGGGCCGUUGGUGGUGCACUGUAGCGCCGGGGUGGGACGGACCGGGGCUUUUAUUGUGAUUGAAGCACAGCUGGAUAGGCUGCAGAGCGAGCGGAGUGUUGAUGUGUAUGGCCACGUGACCUGCCUGCGGGAACAGAGGAACUAUAUGGUCCAGACAGAGGAUCAGUAUAUUUUCAUCUAUGACGCCGUGUUGGAGGCCGUCGAGGCCGGCUUCACGGAAGUCAGGGCGGGGAAUCUCCAUCAGCGACUGCAGAAACUGAUGCAGCCCGUGGGGGGACCGGAAAGCAUUACGGCCAUGGAAUUGGAGUUUAGGAAGCUGGCACCGGUGAAAGCGGAAAUGUCCAAGUUCGUUAGCGCCAAUAUGCCGGUGAAUAAGCAUAAGAACCGGCUGAUUAAUAUCCUGCCCUAUGAGAGUUCACGCGUCUGCUUGGAGCCCAUCAGGAGUAUUGAUGGGUCGGAUUACAUCAACGCCAGCUAUAUUGAUAGUUAUCGGCAGCGCAGUGCAUACAUUGCCACUCAAGCGCCACUCAAGUCCACCGUCGAUGAUUUUUGGAGGAUGAUCUGGGAGCACAACUCCACGAUUAUUGUGAUGCUAACCAAACUACGCGAACUAGGCCGAGAGAAAUGUGAGCAGUAUUGGCCGGUUGAGCGAUCUCAACGGUACCAGUAUUUUGUGGUGUAUCCCGUGGCGGAGUACAGCAUGCCGCAGUACAUUCUGCGCGAAUUUAAAGUAACAGACGCCCGAGAUGGACAGUCGCGCACCGUCAGACAGUUCCAGUUUACCGACUGGCCGGAAGAGGGUGUGCCGAAGAUUGGUGAGGUCUUUAUCGAUUUCUGCCAUCAAGUGCACAAGACGAAGGAGCAAUUCGGUCAGGAAGGACCCAUUACCGUCCACUGCAGCACCGGUGUUGGUCGAACCGGGGCUUUUAUUGCCUUAAGUGUUGUAUUGGAGCGACUGCGUUAUGAAGGCGUUAUUGAUAUUUUUCAAGCGGUCAAACUUCUUCGAACGCAGCGACCGUCGAUGGUGCAGACACUGGAUCAGUAUCAGUUUCUGUAUUUUGCGGCCUUGGAAUAUCUCAAUUCUUUUGAUGAAUACAAUAAUUCCUAAGCCAUAUGUUGAGCACUGCCAGAUUUGUUUGUGCUUCAAAUUACCGAUGAUUCCUUUCAUGCCUUAAAUGUUUCCAAAGAGAAACGAAUGCUUCAUGUUGUUUACUCUGCGCUGUCGGCCAUUUUCCGAGGACCAGUUUGAUCGCAUUCCGCUGUGGCGUCAUUGGACGCAUCUUCGCUGGCGCAGUGCUGAUCAGCGUUUAGUCAUUUCCAUGCCAAACACGUAUCUCCUCUUGUGCAGUUAGAGAAGUUUUUUUAUUUUUUGUUUGUAGUUUUUUGUGCAACCUAAAGUGGAUUUGAUGUAAUUUUAGUUUUUAAUUUUAAAGAUUUGAAUGUACAAACAGAAUUUCUUGGUUUUUGUUGCUUUCGGUAUUUGUGAAUGGUUAAAAUAAUUUGGUUGCAUUGCCUGUGGACCGGGGCUGUGUUCAACCCUUCGCAUGUUUUUACCUUGGAAUUGGUUCGAUGUUGCUUUUAAAGGCAUCGUUCCUCUCCUCUGCUCAAAUGAAAGCGAUACCAAAUAAAAAUAACGUAAAG
Messenger RNA from Paramacrobiotus metropolitanus, 7565 nucleotides. RefSeq names its product tyrosine-protein phosphatase Lar-like. The transcript is spliced from 25 exons. Gene Ontology annotation, molecular function: protein binding; protein tyrosine phosphatase activity. NCBI's taxonomy places the organism in Eukaryota, Metazoa, Tardigrada, Eutardigrada, Parachela, Macrobiotidae. The record is from RefSeq and is a predicted model, not a curated record. The coding region runs from base 793 to 7032 and encodes 2079 amino acids. Gene Ontology annotation, biological process: protein dephosphorylation.